Toxorhynchites rutilus septentrionalis is the source of this 880-nucleotide messenger RNA. RefSeq lists its product as uncharacterized. Bases 86 to 661 code for a protein of 191 amino acids. The record is from RefSeq and is a predicted model, not a curated record. NCBI's taxonomy places the organism in Eukaryota, Metazoa, Arthropoda, Insecta, Diptera, Culicidae. The transcript has 2 exons.
UUCCUGAGCUUCAUUUGAAAUAAGAAAACAAUUUGCUGUUAAGAGAGUUGCCAAGUUUUUCAACACUAGCUCCGUUUUUGGAAAAAUGAAUCCAGAAAAAGAGGAGUACGAAUUACAGCACUUCAAUUUUUGCUCGGAAGAUCUGGUCAAUGAAAAUCGUUUGCUGGUGAAGUCACUCAUUCAACAGUCAUUGCUCGAUUUCACGGACGAAUUCGUAAAGAAGCAUAAAGUUUCAGAUGAAGCAGCAAUGGAAUUACGAUCUAAAUGUUACACUACCGCGAAUACAAUGUUCGCUGAAUGCAAUUCAAAACUGGAGGAAUUGAGCCAGCUUUAUAGAGACACCUUUACGAUUCCUGAUAAUAUUUUGUUGCCAUCGGAUUUCCUACAGAAAAAGAACUGCACUGCAGAACAAGUUCAAACGCUGCAAAGCAGAGUGGAUGCUUUGGAUAAACAAUUUCAGCAGGAUGGCGUAUUUUUAGCUUUGUUGCAAGAUGAGAUCAAACUACAUGAACGGUUAGCGCUCUGCAUUGAGAGUGAAACAAAACUGAUGGAUCUGGUCGAUCAGUACCGUCACGAGGAAAUCGUUCCUGCCGAGGAUCUCGAUUUGGUGGAAGAACUUGCGACUCUUAUGCAGGAUGUGCUUCACACACAGGAACUUUGAAUCGUCAAUACACCCAUGCUUUUUUGAUAAAUAGUAUUAUAAAAUUGCCGCAACUUUUGAGUGAGUCAAACUAUUUUUGAAGUUCUAAAGGAAAACGAUAGUAACAUAAUGUACAAAUGCGACCGCCAACUUUAUUUUUCUAUAAAAUUCAUGCAGAUUGCUCACAAAUAUAUAUAUUUAGGAAAUACAAUGUCAGAAGCAACUCAAUAGACUUCAUGA